Messenger RNA from Moneuplotes crassus, 2325 nucleotides. Lineage: Eukaryota; Ciliophora; Spirotrichea; Euplotida; Euplotidae. The record is from the annotation of a GenBank genome assembly.
AAUGAAUUUAAAGGAAAAUUAUACUACACUGGAGGCUCAAUACAGUGCUUUCAUGGCUGAUGAGGAAGAAGCACAAGUGGAAAACAUCCCUUCACCUGUGAAAUAUGAUAGAUAUCCGACUAAUAGAGCUAUUCCUCUCCGAACUUGAAAUAAUAAUGCCUCACUGAGACCUAAGGAAAGAGGAAAUAAGCUGAAUAUUUCUGUACAACAUCAGUCAUUCAAUGAUUUGAAGAUUUGCUCCACCCUAACUAAUAGUAACAAGAAAGCUAGCAAAGACUAUCCUUAUCGUGAGACCUUGAAGGGCAAAGAUCAACACAGAAUGAAAAAGAAUAUUUUAUGUAGUACUAAAACUAAGUCGACACUCAGAGUUCAAACUGAUUGUCACUUAAAGAGCAGACCGAGGUCAAAGAUCGCUCCUUCAAGCUCUCAUUCGUCAAGUUCUUACUACAAAGACACAAGUAUCAACAAAGGUAAGAAGAAAGUUUGCAAAAAGCCACUGAAUUUCAGAAGUAUUGAUCAGAAAUAACCAGUCUAAACACAAGAAAGGUGGAAGAGGGAACACUCUCAAGAGCUAUAACUCUACAAAGUGCUCUAAAAAUUCAGUUUCCAAAUCUGAGAAGAUCAAGAAGAACCAUAUUUCCUAUAUCUGCAGAAGGAAUCCAAUGAGAUUCCGCAUAAUUGCAUUUGCCCAGGUUGUUGCUGCCAAGCGUAUCCAAAGAGCAAUUAGAGAGUUUACUCUAGCAAAGAAAGAGGCUAAAAAGAGAGAACUUGAGGAUUCCCUAAUCAGGAUCAGAGAGAACCGUGCCAGAAAGGUCAUCUACCUCCGUGUUUCUACCUUCUUCUUGAAGAAGAAACAUUUCAGGGAGAUUUUGAUUCAGCAUCAGAGUGAAAACUUAAAUGGAAUCUUACUGAUUCAGAGGAGAUUUAGGCAUAAUCAUACUAAGUUGAAGAAGAUGAACAUUCCAAGGUUUAAGCAACUAUUUGCUGCCUUCCUUAUAGGAUGGAAGGUUAGAAGAGUAAUGACUUAUCUUAAAACCCUACCUGAGAUUAAAGAAGCUGUUGAUUUCAUCAAACUCAGAAAUGACAUUAAAGAUGAAGAAACUGUUGAUCUAUUUUCACAAAGAAUCAUCCAGCAGUACCCUGAAAAGGCAAAAUUUUUCCAUACGAACUUUACUUCAAUAUAUUCAAGUGGUAAAUGGUUCAAUGCUGACUGAAAAGAGACUCAAGCUCCUAAGAAGAAGAUCUGAAAAUCAAGGGCUAAAGCUGCUUCAAAAAUAUGAAAGAAAUCAAAGAAAUUAAAGUCUAAUCCUUCAAAAUUUUCCAAGAAUAAGAACUUGACAAAGCAUGAAUCAGUGAAGACCACCAAGGAACCAAUUCAUCCAUCAAAGCCUGUUGAGAAGAAACCAAGCAAGCCUAACUGUCUCAUGGCUGUGAGAGAAAAAUCAGUUCUUCCAACUGCUAAGGCAGAUGCUCACAACAACACCAUUGGUUGCAUAAAUGUGGCUAAAACUAAUCUUCAUCAUAGUAAGCCCAAGAAGAAGUUUGCAAGGCCAACUGCCAAUAAAAGGCAGAUUGAUAUUACUGGGGAUGAAUCCCCGAAACAAAUCAAGAGGGACAAAUCAGGCAACCUCUUCUCUUGAAACAGAAGCAAACUCCAUACUAUUGAGGAAUACAGGACUGCAAGAAAGAAGAGAAACAGUAGCCUUAGCAAUAGCUUUAAUCAUUCUAGUCUUAAUGCACUAGAUGCUCUAAAGAGUAAGAAGAUUGCAGCUGAUCCAAGAGCAUCAUACGAUACUGUGAAGUUUAGAAGUACGAGAAAUAAAGGAGCUCGUGAAUCUAAAACUGCAUUGAACUAUAGUAACAGACUCGCCCAUCAAAAUACAACUGUGAUAAACCAGAACUCAGACCUCAGUAUCUUACAAGAUUCUGUGAAUUAUGAGAAACCUCAGACUUCUGGGAAUGAUCUUUGCAAUUCGACUAUUUCUUCAAGUACCAAGAUAAUCCAGUAUGGAGGUUGCAAAAAGAAGGUUAACUAUGACUCUCUUGGAUUAGCAGCUAAUCUGAUCAAGACAAUCCUAGAGCAAGUAAAUUCCGAUCCUUCUCUUCAGCUAUCUGUGUUAUGUGAGGUCCAAAACAUGAUUGGGAAGCCUGACCAGUGCCUAGCAUCUCAAUCAAAAUCUACAAAUCUGAAUUUGCGGAGAUCAAUCAAGAAGUUCAGCAAUAAUGAUAAUAACACGAUUGAAUAUGAGGUCACUGUUUCUCAUAUCCAAGAUCUCCUGAGAAAAGGAGAUCUCUCUUAACAUUUUCAUCUAACUCCAAUUUCAU